This is a messenger RNA of Heteronotia binoei (common prickly gecko), 1505 nucleotides long. RefSeq lists its product as uncharacterized. NCBI's taxonomy places the organism in Eukaryota, Metazoa, Chordata, Lepidosauria, Squamata, Gekkonidae. Gene Ontology annotation, cellular component: nucleus. The coding region runs from base 1 to 1482 and encodes 493 amino acids. Gene Ontology annotation, molecular function: DNA binding; DNA-binding transcription factor activity. The transcript is spliced from 3 exons. Gene Ontology annotation, biological process: regulation of DNA-templated transcription; circadian rhythm. The record is from RefSeq and is a predicted model, not a curated record.
AUGGGGAACAGGUUGCAUGGGCAGGCCCUGGCGCAUGAUGACCCAUCCAGCUUCCGCAUCACCUGCCGGGCAACGGAUCAAAGAAUUAGGGAUGCCAGCCUACUGGGGGUGGGAAGGGAAGGAACAGGAAACAAAGUGGCUACACACUGGGAUUCUUGGCUUCUGGGCUUCUUGCAGGAGGCAUGGCAUGAUGUGGCUGUCGUUGGGCAAAGGAGGCUGAGAAUCCUGCAGUGCAGCCGGUGCAUUCAGCAGCAGAGGCACAAAAUGGGAGCCGCCGCUUCCAGAACCCCUUUUUUCAUUUUAACUUCUCGGCCAGUAGGUGGCAGGCUGGCCGUGAUCACGACCCCCUUUGCCGUUGCCUGUAGAAUUUUGCACCCCACCUUUUCGCAGAUGGACCUGCCCGUGGAGGACCCCAGAGCCCUACAUCAUUCAGAGCUGCUGCAGGCCCCUGUCUCGGCCCCACAGCUCUGCGGGCUGCGCACCGCCGUCUCUUGCUUCGCUGAGGAGACCGUCUCGCUGCUCUCGAGCAACGGCCUGUUAAGCCAUUCCCUGCUCAGGACCCCGACCAGCGCAGGGGCCCGGCCGAAAGAGCCAGGGGCCCCCUCGAGCACAGCCCGGCGCAAGCGAGAGUUCACCCCGGAUGACAAAAAGGACAAUGGCUACUGGGACAAAAGGAAGAAGAACAACGAGGCAGCCAAGCGGUCUCGGGAAAAGCGGCGCGUCAGCGACCUGGCCCUGGAAGGGCGGGUGCUGGCCCUCCUGGAGGAAAAUGCCCGUCUCAAAGCAGAGCUCCUGGCUCUGAAAUUUCGCUUUGGCCUGAUCCGGGAUCCAACAGAGCCUUCCGGGCCAGUGGUUCCUGUCGCCGCUGAAGCCCACCGGCCUAUACCCACACCCCAGCACUACCCGGCGGCUCUCGAGACCGCUCGGUAUGGCUGCCCCUUCCGACCAGAGCCUGCUGCCAGCUCUGAGGAUUCCGGGUUCUCCACACCGGGCAGUUCCAGCAUGGGAAGCCCGGUUUUCUUCGAGGAGCGUGACCGGGCCGAGGAAGGGAUUAUGUACGACGGGCACUGCCUGGUGCCGGAUUCCUCAGAGGACGGGGCGGAUUUGGGUCGAGUGAGCCGCUACGAGGCCGGGGAGAACGUCAAAGGUCUCCCCCACAAGCUGCGUUUCAAAAUGGCAGGUGGGUCAGAGGACAUGACCGGGGAGCCGCCGGGACACUACCCGCCAUCUCCACCGGUGGGGACCUGGAGGGGGCCCGCCGCACGGGAGGAGCAGAGGAACGCGGGCCCGGCGCCUGCGGGGGCCGUGGCGUUCAACGGCUGCUGUGAAGCAGAGGCCUCCCCCGACCACCUGCCGCCCCUCCAGGGCUCCGGGUACCAGACGGAGAACAGCAGCUUGCGGAAUCAGUUGGCGUCGCUUUCGGCGGAAGUCGCACAACUGAAGAAGCUCUUCUCUGAACAGAUCUUGAUCAAGAUGAACUGAGGAAAUGGCAACACGGGAGGACA